CUGCGCCCUCUUUAAAAAGCAGCUCCGCCGAAUCCGAGAUUUCAGUAAUAGUUUAGCCCUAGAAGCACAGAGAACCGCCAUGAAGAACUCCCACGCGAACGUCGAUUACGAGUCCUAUUGCUACGAGGACAUUACGAAAACGUGGCUAAACCAAACGGAAGGAUAUACGGACUGCAGUUAUGUGUAUGGCCACAGUGCGGCUUCUGCCUACGUGGAUUACAAUAAAUUAGAAACUAAUUGGUGCAACGAGGCGAACGAUCAAUGGUUACAAAACGAGGAGGCGGCUGGUCAAGAAGUUCCAAGACAAACGACCAAGGUCCGAGCAAGCAGCUCGAAUCGCAAGGAACGCACAGCCUUUUCAAAAACGCAGCUCACGCAGCUGGAAGCCGAGUUCUGCUAUUCCAACUACCUGACCCGCUUGCGUCGCUACGAGAUCGCAGUGGCACUGGAGUUGACCGAACGCCAGGUGAAGGUGUGGUUCCAAAACCGACGCAUGAAGUGCAAGCGCAUCAAACUGGAGGAACAGCAAGGCAGCGCGGCCAAAACGCCAUUUUAG
This is a messenger RNA of Drosophila teissieri, 556 nucleotides long. RefSeq names its product homeobox protein Hox-A10a (gene btn). Gene Ontology annotation, molecular function: RNA polymerase II cis-regulatory region sequence-specific DNA binding; DNA-binding transcription factor activity, RNA polymerase II-specific. The record is from RefSeq and is a predicted model, not a curated record. The transcript has a single exon. Gene Ontology annotation, cellular component: nucleus. Gene Ontology annotation, biological process: positive regulation of transcription by RNA polymerase II. The coding region runs from base 80 to 556 and encodes 158 amino acids. Lineage: Eukaryota; Metazoa; Arthropoda; Insecta; Diptera; Drosophilidae.